AUUCACAGAAGAAUUACGGUCUUCCUCGAACACACACACCGGGUGCUCAAACUGGGAAAACAGCCGUACACGCACUGAACUCAAAUUCCAGGUAGGCUACAGUGCCGGGUGGGCACGGGAGAGCAUCGCGUGGGUUAGCCUGCCUACUACUGCCACUAAACACAUCGAUUACUGGAAUGGUAUACUUAAGUCAAAGGGAUCGCGGUUUAAUAUGGUGAUAAAAUCACCACAAAUCUGUGAUUGAAUUCGUAAAUUCUGGGGUUUCAGAUUAGGCUGGGAAUUGAGGGCAUUUUCCUAAUCGGCGAGCUUUACCCUAUCGGACUGAUCCUCUCUAAGGGCAGUGAUGCCUCAGAUCUAGCCUAUUGCACAGGAAUGUUGCCACUGCCUACACUAUCAGCUUCCAGGAAGUUUAUGAUGGCUUCCUGGAAAGAUUAUUUGAAGGCUAAUAUCUAGUAGCCUAGGCUUACUUUGGUCAAAAUAAAACAAGGUCUAAGAUGGGCACUGACUGUAGUCUUGCCUUAAACGUUAAAUCCAUUCAUUUCAAAAGGUCAAGCUUGUGGUUUAUGCCUAGGCUACAUUUGAACAUCAAAACAGAACUGAUUAAUUAAAAACGAUGUAAAACUUUUAAGCGAACAUGUAUGCCUUAAUAUUUUGCUUUCAAAUACUUCGAUGAAAUAGGCCAGCCCUAUAAUUGGAGUAGCCUAGAUAGCACAGUCACCAUAUUCAUAGCAUAGUUAUCACCAUUUUCGAAAUCUAACGCGUACAAAUGUGUAUCAUGUGUGUCGCGUACAACUUGUGGCUGUAAUAUUGGGUCACACUGCCACCUUGUGGUAAUCAUGAGACUCACAUAGGUUAUCGCCAGUAAUGAUUCAAAUUUACAAACAGCAAAUGUUGACCAACAUUCUGUUCACUGGAACACAAAUAAAAUCGUCAAAGUAGAUGAGACUAGCUCUAAAUAAAAUGGCCAAGCAAUGAUUAGUGGUUGUUGUAAAUGGGUAAGUACCUAAUCAAAAGUAAAAUAUUUUAUUUUAAAGAAAUGCAUUGCAAUAAGAACCAAAAAAGGUCCAUUAAAUGUAAAAAAACAAGCAAGCAAACAGGUAAAAUUAAAUAUAUAAAAACAGAACAAAGAUUUGACUAUGAUAGACCUCGACUCACACGAGAAAAGGCCAGGAAAAUAGAUCUUAGGUCUUUCAUAUUUAAAUUAGUCCAAAACAGGUAGAGAAACGAAUGCAGAAGGGUAGACUAUUCUAUAUCAUAGGGCCCAUGAUUGAAAAGGCCCCGUCAUUCUCUACGGUAGCAUAGAGCUGCAAGCACACUUUGUCAUCUACCAGUCAUUAGGACAGUGUAGACUCCAUUAAACAAAUGUGUCAUAGAAAGAUUGAAUCCAAGUCUCAGAUAUCUGUGCAAAUAUAUGUUUAGAAAUGGCAACUCUUACUUCACCCAUGGGAAACUGUCAGCAGUAGAAAAGUUAUAUUUAUUGUUUCGUCAAUCUUUCCUCCAAUACACAUGGUGGCGGUAAUGAGACAAUGUGUUUUGACUCACCGAAGUGACGACACACGCAUCAGGGCGGCAAAAACAAAACUGUCGAAUAUGGAGGCGGCCGAAUCCCGUUUCGCUCAGCUGCUGAAGCCCAUCCGUGAGCUCGCCCAGAACUGGGAUGUGGACCUGGCCUCCCAGCUGGGGGACUACCUGCAUGAGCUGGAGGGGGUGCAAAUCAGCUUUGAUGGAGGUAAAACUACCAUGAACUUUGCUGAGGCCGCAUUGCUCUUGCAAGGCACGACAAGCAUCUAUGGUAAGAAGGUGGAACUCCUUCACAGCUUGGUGUUCCGAACUCUGGACUACAUAUCCAACAAAAGCAAAAGGAAAGACAAACAGGAUGCCGAGGGAGGAGAGGAUAGUGAACAGGAAGUGGUCACAAACGCCAGAGAAAAUGACCUUCAGGAGGAGCUACCUACUGAAAGCACAGAGUCUGACGCAAACCUGGUCACGCUCCACUCUGAUCCUACCACGGUCCUGGAGAUCGCCCCGGUCCCUCCUGAGGCUCUGAUCCCAGUGGACGCGUUGGAGAAACAGGAGUUCCCCUUCCUCAAUGUUAAGGGGGAGGUGCUGGGCAGCUGGAAGGACUUCCGCAUAAACGUGUUCCCCGUGGACGCCUCGUCGGGGGAGAUCAAGAUGGGCAUGGGGGUCUUCCGCUCCGACUUCCUCAGUAGCUCCAGUGGGGAGGAUUCAGACCCCCUUGGCCCCGUCCACAUGCCUGACCUCCACAAGGAGCUAAUGGGCCACUCUGAGGUGGGAGCAGGGGAUGAUGGGAUUGGAGAGGCAGAGGUCGAAGGUCACAGAGAAGAAGAGGCGGGGUUCAUGCCCCUGGAGGAUCAUGGGAUGGAAAUGGAUGCAGAGCCUGACGAGCACAUUGAGAGACAGCGGGGUGUCAGUGAGAAGCGAAUGCUGAGGGAAAGACCUGCAGUGAAACCAGUGGCCAUAGAUCCAAGGCAACAGAAGGAAAGCGUGGAUGUGUGGAAGUGGCAUGAUCUGUACGCUGUUGUGGGUGAAGACAAACCCAUCAUGAAAGGGCGUUGCUGCAAUGUGCCAGCGGGUCUGGAAGAGUCGGGCAAAAGAAAACGCAAAGGCUUAUCCAAACUGGAGGACUUCGGAGCAUGGUGUAUUAAAGCAUAUAAAGUUUCUGAUCGCAAGCUGAAAAAUGGCCCUGCAUUCCCAGAACUGAACUACAUUUAUCUGAAUAAGAUGAAGGAGCGCAUUAGAGGACGCAGGGACAUCCUCAGGAGAACGGGUGUUACCGUGAGCGAUGAGCAGCUGAAGAGAACCUACUUGGAGGAGGAGGACAUUGGGGAGAGGCUGGGGACAGAGGACCCAGAGGAGAUAAGACACCAGGAGCCUGAGGGUGAUGAUGUAAUGGGGGACGGACCAGACGACUUUGGGAUCAACUUCAGCCCAGAGGAUGAGGGUGGAGAACAUGAGGACAUGGCUCUACCCAACCUGCCGUCAGAGGCCCUGAGCUAUGAAGACCUGGUUAAGAAGAGUAUGGCUCAGUUCUUUGCCAACACGGAGCGCUACGCAAAGGUCACAGCACUGUCUGCACGAGUACAAGACUGGGAGAACCAUAUCAAACCUCAUCUUGUAGCUGAGGAGGAGAGAGGUGUGUUUGACAUCCGUGACUAUGGCGACCGGAUCAUUCACGCCUUCAGUCAGGUGAAGGAGAAACGAACCUUUGCCUCCAUUGUUGCUGGCAAAAACAAUCAUGAGGUCUGCAGAUACAUGCUAGCCUCCCUUCAGCUGGCCAACGACUACACGGUGGAGAUCAGUAAGGAGGACCAGACCCUGGAGGAGUCUGUGGACACCAUGGCACUCACUCUCCUGACUGAACUCCGUGCCCACGAUCGCCUCAAAUCCUACAGCGCCAACGCGGUCACGGAGGCGCUAGUGCACGUGGAGACCAGCUGAGUUUGCAUGCCAUCCUGCCAUCCAGCGAUACGCGCCAACACACAACAUGCUGUACACACAGAGCUACAGCCGCUGCUAGACUAAAAGGUGGAAAUGAGGAUGUAUAUACUACAGACGCAUGUCUCCGUCUGGACAUUUUGUGGGGUUUGUUUGUUUUUUUCUUCUGGAAAAUAAGAAUGUUCUACGGCAUUCUAUUUGAAUGUAGUUCAUUCAUCAAAUCCUGACAUUGGAACUACAGGAUUUUUAUCACAACCAAUAUAUAAUGUGUCUCCUCUAUCCUGUGCAAAAUAGAAAGGGUGAUGUUUGUAUGUUGUAUCACUGUUAUACAUCUGUGUGCUUUAUACGUCCGUGUCCAGUUAUUCUUACAUAAUUAUAUUCCUUGUUUUACCUGAUAAAAGGGAUUUUUUUUUGUACCUGUGGUCACAGGUAUAGAAGGCAGUUUGUGAACAUUUCUCCACUUCUUUUCAGAGCAAAUUAUGCCCUAUACAAAUUACCAACUUAAUAAAUAUUUUUAAAUACACCAAAA
This is a messenger RNA of Clupea harengus (Atlantic herring), 3985 nucleotides long. It is a transcript of the gene ncaph2, whose product is annotated as non-SMC condensin II complex, subunit H2. Gene Ontology annotation, molecular function: chromatin binding. Gene Ontology annotation, cellular component: condensin complex; nucleus. NCBI's taxonomy places the organism in Eukaryota, Metazoa, Chordata, Actinopteri, Clupeiformes, Clupeidae. Gene Ontology annotation, biological process: mitotic sister chromatid separation; meiotic chromosome condensation. The record is from RefSeq and is a predicted model, not a curated record.